Molecule: messenger RNA, 1042 nt
Organism: Gossypium raimondii (Peruvian cotton)
Lineage: Eukaryota; Viridiplantae; Streptophyta; Magnoliopsida; Malvales; Malvaceae
Product: probable glutathione S-transferase
Exons: 2
Coding region: 239-904 (221 amino acids)
Biological process (GO): glutathione metabolic process
Cellular component (GO): cytoplasm
Molecular function (GO): glutathione transferase activity
Source: RefSeq, a predicted model, not a curated record
AACUGUUACGCAUGUAAGAUGGGAAUUUGCUACCAACUGAAGACUUUUCUUUAUUGCUUUUCAGAGAAAUGUAAUUUUCGAGGUAAAAGCUCAUCUUUUAAGCAAUAAAGAACACAGCCUAAACUCUUUGUCUAAACUCUUUGUCUAUAAAUAUGAUGGCAAAACCCUUCAGUUUCUGACAUUAGAACCUAAGAACAAAGAGUUUAAAUCAUUUUGAAUUUGUUUUGAGAUUCAAAAAAUGGCUGAUGAAGAUGUAGUAUUGUUGGAUUUCUGGCCAAGUCCUUUUGGGAUGAGAGUGAGGAUUGCUCUGGCUGAGAAAGAGAUAAAAUACGAGUACAAGGAAGAAGAUUUGAGGAACAAGAGUGAUUUGCUUCGGAAGAUGAACCCUAUUCAUAAGAAAAUCCCUGUUCUAAUCCAUAAUGGAAAACCUGUUUGUGAGUCCCUCGUUCAGGUUCAAUACAUUGAUGAGAUUUGGCCGCAUAAAUCUCCCCUACUCCCUACUGAUCCUUACCAAAGAGCCAUCGCUAGGUUUUGGGGAGAUUUUGUUGAGAAGAAGAUAUAUGGUUUAGAGAGUGGGAAAGUAUGGACCACAAAGGGAGAAGAACAAGAAGCAGCAAAGAAAGAGUUCAUUGAGUGCCUGAAAUUGUUGGAAGGAGAGCUUGGAAACAAGGCUUAUUUUGGAGGGGAGAAUCUUGGUUACGUUGAUGUUGUGUUGGUUCCAUUUUACAGUUGGUUUUAUGCCUAUGAAAAGUGUGGGAAUUUUAGCAUUGAAACAGAGUGCCCCAAGUUAAUUGCAUGGGCUAAAAGGUGCAUGGAGAAAGACAGUGUUUCCAAGUCCCUGCCUGAUCAAGACAAAAUCUAUGACUAUGUUUUUCAUUUGAAGAAAGUGUUCGGAAUUGAGUAAAAUAUUGUGCUUACAACACAUUUCAAGACUCUGCUAGUAACUAUGUUUCUUAAAUAAAUGGGCACUUCGUUGUGCCUUGAAUGGUGAUUUGAAUUUUGUUUUGUUUUAAGGAGUGAAAUUAAUUAUAAUUUUUAUGUC